UAUCAAAAAUUUGCAAACCAAUGUCUGAUGAGAAUGGAUGGCGCAUCGACUGCUACUUCUACUUUGGAAGCUAGGAUGAGGCGUGUGUUUCUGGAACGACUGAUGGACUGGGGAGCUCUGCCCAAGACUAGAAGUUGUCCUGCAGAAAAUUGCAGGAGUGAAAUGAAACUGAUGGCUGAUACCCGAUUUUGUGACGGUGUGUCCUGGUAUUGCUCUGCAGUUAUACCAAAAAAGAACGGAAAACGUAUACCGUGCCAAAAUCGGUUAUCAAUUCGUAUGCGCACCUUUUUCGAAGGCUCACAUUUGACACUGGAGCAGAUAAUUUUGAUUGUUCGUGGCUGGUCCAAGAACACUCCUCAAAAAGAAAUUGCCAACAAAAUUUCCGUCUCUAAAAACACACUUAUUGUCUGGUCUUCAGUCUGCCGUGAUGUCGCCACCGAUUAUUGCUUGUCACAUUCAAAAUUGAUAGGUGGUCCCGAUAAAACUGUAGAUAUUGACUUGUUGCAUGGUAAGAAAAAAUAUGAUACUGUACAGUACCUGAUGCUAGGUGGCGUAGAACGUGAAAGUGGAAAUUAUUUCCUCGCAAUUGUAAAUGAGCGUAAAACUGGGAAAAUAUUAGCUGCUAUGAAGCAAUGGAUAGAACCCAACACAAAUGUAGUUUCCGAUUUAUUUAAAGAGUUCAGCCUGCUAUCAAAUGAAGGGACGAAAAAAUGGAAAACAGAUUAUAGGGUACAUUUUAUAGACCCAUUAGAGACUGCAGCAGUGAAAGCUGAAGGUACCUGGUGGUAUACGAAGCGACGUACGCCUUGUAAAAAAAGAGAAGACUGUUUAGCUGGAUACUUCGCACAAUACAUGUUUUUAAACAAAUGUAGAAUAGACGACAUCGAUCCUCUCAUUGAGUUCCUUAGAGCUGAAAAUAAAUUUUACGACUUGGAUCAAGUGAGUUUCGACACCAUGGGUAGAAAACUUAGUAUCGAGGAAAUUGAAGCUAGACUUAAAGAACAAGAUGAUGUUGUAUGUAGAAUGGUGGAAAAUGCAAAAACAGAUGAUGAAAUCAGACCGUCAUUAGAAGCCUUAUUAAAAAUGAAAGCGGACUAUAAGAUUGCAACUGGUGAGGAUUGGAAAGGUCGGUCUGAUGAAAUCGAAAUCACAAUUGCGUCUGAGGUUACAUAUAAAAAUAAUACAAAUUAUAUUGAAGAAAAUUCUAUGAAUAUUAAAGAUGAAAUAAGUGAUCCUGAAUCCUUUGAAUCUCGGAGUUGUAAUUUACAAACAGUUUUUAUUCAAUUGGCUGUAAACAAAGCAAUGGCAAGUGAAGAACUCUUUUCAGAAACGCCGGUGUUCUCCGAGGAAUUACCUUCGGGCAAUGAGAAUUUAAGACACGUUCUCGAAGAAGUAGAAACUGAAACAGAAAUUGCGCACUCCGAGGAGGACCCGGACAAAGUGAAGUCUGCUGAACAGACGGAAAUUCCCAACGAAACUAAAAGCAUCACAGAAAAUAAUAGCGCCACUAAAGAAAAACCCGCAGAGAAGUCGAACGAACCACGUCUCACACAUUUACCACUGACGAGGAUACGAAAUCUAAUGAAGCUCGAUCCAGAUUUACAUAUUGCGACAUUGGAAGGUGUUUUCGCAGUAACGAAAGCGACAGAAAUGUUUAUUGACUCGUUAGCCAAGGAGUCAUUUGUGCAUACUAAUCAGGCUAAGAAGAAAACUGUCCAGAAACGAGAUGUUGACAUGGCGAUAGCGUCAGUGGAUAGUCUAAUGUUUUUGGAAGGUGCUAUGAAUUUUUGAAAUACAUGUUAUUUUUUAUUUUA
Messenger RNA from Hermetia illucens (black soldier fly), 1814 nucleotides. RefSeq lists its product as uncharacterized. Gene Ontology annotation, cellular component: epsilon DNA polymerase complex; nucleus. Gene Ontology annotation, molecular function: protein heterodimerization activity. The coding region runs from base 28 to 1791 and encodes 587 amino acids. The record is from RefSeq and is a predicted model, not a curated record. Lineage: Eukaryota; Metazoa; Arthropoda; Insecta; Diptera; Stratiomyidae. The transcript is spliced from 6 exons.